Molecule: messenger RNA, 600 nt
Organism: Caenorhabditis remanei
Lineage: Eukaryota; Metazoa; Nematoda; Chromadorea; Rhabditida; Rhabditidae
Exons: 3
Coding region: 1-600 (199 amino acids)
Source: RefSeq, a predicted model, not a curated record
AUGGAUCUCAGUGGACUUAUUGCUGCUGCGAGAAGCCAACUGCCAUGUGGAUCAUGUCGCCAAGUCUUUGACAACUCAGUUGAUCGUGAUCAACACCGUCAAGCAGCUCAUCCACCAAUUCACCACUGCUUCUUAUGCGACAAGAGAAUCAAAUGCAAGAAAAUUGCCAUUCACAUGGUCAGGAAACAUAAGAUUCGUGGAACAGUCACUUGUGAAUGCUGUGAUUGGACGUUCACCAACAAAGCCAAAGCUGACAAGCACUUGGAGGCUGUCAGAACAACUGGAGAGUUUGGAGUUGCUCCAAUUGCUGUCACCAGCCAGUAUCAUCCGGAACGUCCCAACUCCACCACCAACAACCGCACAGAGGAGGAACAAAAGGAUUGGAUCCGUUUGAACACACAAGUCGCAGCAGUUCUGGAUCAUCAAUUGUUGCCAGCCGGAGCCCUUGUGUUUCCCGAAUCCUGGAAGUCCAUUGUCGAUGCGUGCAAUGUCAUGACAGAAGCAUUGCGAAGAACUGAUGCUUCCCUCGGUCGUGUCGUAGACUAUAAUACAAUCCAAACUGAGCCGGUAGAUCAAGCAGCUGCUGACGAAGACAAGUAA